AUGACAACGCAAAGUUGUUUAGUGUCUUGCGGCGGAGGGGGCGGAGCGGAGGGGGUGGGGCGCGGCGUGGCUCUCUUCCGAUCGAUUGCCCCAGUUGGGCGGGCGCCGGCCCGCGCGGGGCGGCCAAUGCCCCACUUGGCGCUCGCCCACGCCGCCCGCGCGCGCGCCCACGUGAUUGCCCACUUUCGUACUGCCCAUCGCCAACAUCUUCUUACCCUCGCAGCCUGCCUGAGUACUCGUGCCAGCCCCGGCCCUUUCCACGUGUCCACCACGAGCCCUCUCACGCCCCGAAUAUACUUCGCUUUGAAGGUGAGUCCACGAGCUCGAUUGCUGGAUCCCCAGAAUUGGGUUUCUGCUGCCGGAGUACGAGUAUGUGAAUUACGUGCUAACUCUGAGUCGCAACUGAACUGGAUGUGAGUCCACUUCCUCCUCAUUCUAAGACUUUGAAUCUUCGUAUUAGAAAUGUGAAGUGUAAUAUGAAAUGAACAGGACUUUAUAAACUCAAGUUUUCUGAAAAUUAAUUUCUAUAUUUUGUAUGUAUUAUAACAGAAUGUUUUCUCUGCAUCAAAAUUUGAUUUUACUUCAAAUUAUAUCUAGUUAGUUAAAUAAUUUAAAAAAUCGUAGAGUACUCAUUAUCAUCUCCAUGUUUUUCUUCACCUUACCACAUUUUUAG
This is a messenger RNA of Gryllus bimaculatus (two-spotted cricket), 673 nucleotides long. The record is from the annotation of a GenBank genome assembly. Lineage: Eukaryota; Metazoa; Arthropoda; Insecta; Orthoptera; Gryllidae.